This is a messenger RNA of Eruca vesicaria subsp. sativa (arugula), 871 nucleotides long. Lineage: Eukaryota; Viridiplantae; Streptophyta; Magnoliopsida; Brassicales; Brassicaceae. The record is from the annotation of a GenBank genome assembly.
UCAUCGUUCCCCACACGCAAAUCGCACAAUCGAUUUCUUCAACAAAAGAAGAGUAAAAGGGGGGAAACGAAAACCCUAAUUCACUUUCUCAUCUGAUCGUAAAAAAAACUAGCUCUACUCAAUUUUCCUUUCAAAUUUCUUCAAUAGCUCUCACAUGGCGUCUACAAACUUUCAGUGGGAGUUUCUCGCAGCUUCUCUAACUCUAACCUUAGCUCUGAUUCUUCACCUGGUGGAAGCAAACUCGGAGGGAGAUGCUCUAUACGCUCUUCGCAGGAGCUUAUCGGAUCCAGACCAUGUUCUGCAGAGCUGGGAUCCAACUCUUGUUAACCCUUGUACCUGGUUUCAUGUCACUUGUAACCAAGAUAACCGUGUCACUCGUGUGGAUUUGGGUAAUUCGAACCUUUCUGGACAUCUUACCCCUGAGCUUGGAAAACUGGAACAUCUACAGUAUUUGGAGCUGUACAAAAACAACAUUCAAGGAACUAUUCCUUCUGAACUUGCAAACCUGAAGAGCCUCAUCAGCUUGGAUCUCUAUAACAACAAUCUUACGGGGAAGAUUCCUACUUCUUUGGGGAAACUGAAGUCUCUGGUCUUUCUACGGCUCAAUGACAACCAAUUGACUGGUCCAAUCCCUAGAGAACUCACGAAAAUCCCAAGCCUCAAAGUUGUUGAUGUGUCAAGCAAUGAUUUGUGUGGAACCAUCCCAACAGGAGGACCUUUUGAACACAUUCCUUUGCAGAACUUUGAGAAGAACUCAAGAUUGGAGGGGCCGGAACUAAUUGGUCUUGCAAGCUACGACACCAACUGCAACUAAAAGCAACAUCUGAAUACAAGAAAUAGGGGGUGACCUUGUAAGAACACUACCACUUUU